Messenger RNA from Amoebophrya sp. A25, 4239 nucleotides. The record is from the annotation of a GenBank genome assembly. NCBI's taxonomy places the organism in Eukaryota, Dinophyceae, Syndiniales, Amoebophryaceae.
AUGCUCUUCCUUCCCAUUGUAGAUCCCCUCUCCUACUCCCUAAUCCUCUUCCACUCCCCUUGCGUCAUCUACUCUCGUUCCCCUUUCAUAUUCCAUCCUACGACUGCGUCAUCUACUCUCGUUCCCCUUUCAUAUGCCAUCGUACGACUGCGUCAUCUACUCUUGUUCCCCUUUCAUAUGCCAUCGUACGACUGCGUCAUGUUUUUUGGAGAUCUGAACAGUCGUGUUGUUCCUGCCCUUUCCAAAGCAGAGAUUGCUGGAGCCUUAGACGCUGGGGACGUUACCAAGCUAGUUGCUGCGGACGAUUUGGCAAGGGUGUUGAUUAAGGCGGUCAGAGAGUAGUUUUCUACUGCUUUUGAUUCUUAGUAUAAGAUGUUAGCUUCCGCGAUGAAUAAAUGAGGAUCUUACAUACUAUCUGAAGUUGUAAGUUCGCUAGGUUGACUUCGCAUGGGUAGGUCCUUAUAGAUACACCGGGUCGUGGACUAUAGGGCUAAAAUGAAAUCGCAUUAGGAUCAGGGACUGCCGUAAAACGUCGAUUCUUCAUCAUCCUGAGAUCUCUUCUAACUUCCGGAUGUCCACGCCCUUGCAGUUCUUCGGCGAGUUUCCUGUUGUUUUCCCGCCGACCUUCAAGUACCUUGCAGACGAUGGUGGCGAGUCAGAUUCUAGCGCGAAAGUCGGGACUACGAGCAAAACGCAUACCAUAACAGUAGAGCCGGAAGACGACUCACAGGCGGCGACUUUGCUGGAUAGCAGUGGGAGGAACGCACAAGAGAGUGAUCUUGGAAGUAUUUCCAGAAACGGCCGUGGCAGCGCAACUACAAAAGCUAAUAGUACGAACACCAAAUUAGCUCUGAAUAUGAGCAAAUCUGCGCCUGCUUAUACCGAUCGCGUUCUAUAUUUCUGCCGGAACAGGAAGAUAGCUGCAGUGCGACCCCUGGACUACAGUGUUCUGACAUUAAGGGGCUACAACUACAGAAAAGACCACUUACUACCCACCUCUAAUCCCACUCACUACUAGUACUACUAAUGCCCCAAGAUGAGUUUCGAAAACCAAUCCCACUUCGACAACAGUUUCGAAGUGACUAUUCCCCAAAAGAACUUAUAAUCCCCCAAAAGAACUAUAAGUAAGUGACUUACUACUACCCACCGCUAACCUGCGGUGCCUUCGGAUGUGGUUCGGACCAUUUGCCACUCCAUUGCGCCUUUGACUUGCAAUUAGGAGCAACAACAGUGGAGCAGUCAGAACAACAGCGGUCGUCUUCAGCCAGUUCGAGUCGAAUAAGUGCAGCACAAGCAGAGCAGCAUAGUGCUAGUAUGAGAGGGUUUAUGCUUAAGGGUUGCCCUAGUAAUCUGUAGAAGUCUUAUACUUAUGCUGGUUGCUUUGGUAUCUAUGGUUGCUGUAGCUAUGAAGAUUCAGUGUUGAUAUGAGAAACUUCAUAGCUAUACUAAACUGAAGAAGUCUAAAACUUCCUGAAACUUGGAAUGUUUCAAUCUAAAACGUUCUUGAGAUUUGGAAUAAUUCAACUUUCAAAUCUUGAUUUCUCGAAAAAAUGGUUUUUUAUCGCCCAAAAAUGGAAUUCGUUUCUUAUCGAGAGAUAUCACAGCUUUCUGAUCUGGUGCCAAAAUCUUCAAUACAACCCUGAAAUGAGUGCCUUGUUGUAUCUUGCUGUGGUACAGCUUUCUUUGCCAUGUAGUGAUCAAAUUAGAGAUGGCAAUCGAAGCAAGACCAUUUAGUCUAGGACAGUUGAUGUAGAGGAUUGCUCAGGCUGUAUGCUUGGUGAAAUAUUGUACGUAGGUGUGCAGUGGAAUCCUUCUAAAGCCAAACAGAGCAACCCAGCAGAUGAGCCUGUCCGUGUAGUCGUGUGGCCGACAGAGGUGAUUGUACGAGAUCUCUACGAUGACUUUGAGUUGUCAGUACAGUGCACGCCUCGUGACGCUCAUGUGAGAAUAUACAGCACGUCAUCUUCGAAUGUGGGACAGCAGCCAACCAAGGAUAGCAAGGACGACUGCGUUCCUUUUCGGGUGUUGACCUAUUCCCUUCCGGACGAAGGCAGUCGUGAAGCAGGUGGUGAGAGGAUUAAGGCGACACUGGUUCUUUUUACAGGCGUACUAAGAAAACUUACUCUUGCUCUUUUGGCUCUUCAGCAGCCACUGAAGUCUGCUGGUUUACCUAGUGGACCCACACCUAACCUAAUAGCAGCAUACACUCUUUUAACAGCAUUUAAUCUUCCUUGUAUUAUGUUGGUCGUAGAUGUCUUCUUCACAUGCUAUUUUUACACUGACAUGAUGUUUUUACACGUUCUUUUUCUACAAGAAAUUCUUCUUAAGGCGUAAGUGAAUUUGUGCAGUGAAAAAGUAGUAAGAGCAUACUCAUCUGCCAUCUUUCGUGAUGAUAUCUGCAGCUGUAGCCAUUUUGGCUCAAGGAAAAUGAAAGAAUAAAGCAUCAAAAAAUGGCCUCCCAGAAGCAGACAGUGGCGGAGUACUCCUCUGCGCGGAAGCAUUUAGUUUCACUCUCUUGAGUAAAAUAGUUUCUUGAAUUCUAAGACCAAUGAGAUUGUUCAUCUAACAACAGCGGCCACAAGCUUCUUUGGCGUGGCUUUGGCAGUCAAGAGGUGCGACUGCGUGCCAACGGGAAACUGGAUUUGGAGCAAUUGUACGACAUCCUCAUAGUGCAAGCUGAGCGUGGCACCACCGUCUUUGUGCCUGUGUCUGUUGACUUGAAGACAAAUAGUAGAGAAGAAGGCUAUAAUGCUGAUGGCGCAGUCAAAAGCGAUGGCGCAGUGAAAAGUGACACAGUCCUCAAGGAAAAAGACGGAUCUAGGAGCAGGGCCACACCGCCUCCACCUCCCUCAAUUAUUAAGGCUUCCCCUAGUCCAUCUCUGUCGACAUCCCUCAACAGUAUGCACCGCAAUACCAGUGGAAUAGUAAGGCAUAUCAUCUUUGCGGGAUCCCUACAGGGAUGAACUAGGGGAAGCUCCAACUCAAAGACGUCGCGAUCUGAAGAGGCAGCGGCCUCGAGCAGAAGCAGUGCUAGCAUCAGGACGAGUGUUGUUGGGACUAAGAUUAGGGAGCUUCUUGAUAUUCAUAGUCUUGGCGCAUUUUUGGUACAGAUUUGCGGAUUCACAAGUAUUUGUCGCGUAGAAAAGAAAAAGUCCUUGUUCUAUUAGGUUAGUGUCUUGUUUCCGAUCAACAUUUUUGGUAUUGUAGAACAAGCGUUUCCCGAUUUACAAGUGUAGUUUUUAUUCCUGAGACAGCAAAAGGAGCGAGUUUUUUGCCUCACAUUUUGCUUCGACUUCUGACGUCCUCUAAGACGUAGUUCGAAGCCCUACUACAAGUUCUUCCUCUCUAAGAGCAGCCAGACGACAAACAGCGGUCAUAGUAGGACGAAAGGAGUCGUCGACCGGGUGAGUCCAGGGCUUCGGACAGUUGGCUAUACUGGAAAUUCUAGUGCCUCAUCUGGCGUCGUAGAGCGGGUGAACCCAAAACUUCAGACUGGUGGAUAUGCCAGCAACGAUCACGGUAAAAAGCACAAAGAAGACGACAAAAACGGUAAUCACUACAAUUCUGAAGAGCAUCCUACAGCCAACGGCACAACUAGUACCGUACCAUCUCAAAAUGCUGCUAAAAACAGUAGCCAUAGUGGAUCUGCGUCAGUCUUUACGUCAUCGACAUCAGCCUCUGCAGGCAUGAGCAGGAAGCAAAAUCCAGAUAGUAACAACACCUAUAAUCCUGCAAGCAGAGUGCGUACUAUGGGUAGUAGUGCCAGUAGUGCAGCCUCGUCGACGCCUGGGGGAAGAGGUAACGCCACUAGAGACGCGGAGAAAGAAGAUCAGCAAGUAGGAGUCCAACAAAGAAGUACUAGGGCUGAAAGUACUAGGAGUGACGAAGACUUCGACCCCUUCGAGUCUUAGUUUCUUUUUGAGAAAGAGACUUAAUGGUCGGUGUCGUGGGGCCCUUCAUUGGAGGCACCACCUCACUGAAUGGCUUCACAUAUCAUAGACGCGAAAUGGUAUGAAAGAGGGACGAUGACAUGGCAUACCAGAGACUCAUGCCAUGUCAAUUGAAUCUCAGGAUGUGUCAGAAGAUGGCAGUGUGCAUGAUAACAAGACUGAUACCAUUUGACAUGACGGAGCUUCUUUCGACAUCUUUUAGUUCAGCGAUUGAUGGUGAACAUAGAGACAUUUGGACGUCCCCUGCUUGGUGGAGCAUAUACCUGCCAGAGACUGCGCCCUUGUCGAC